Messenger RNA from Callorhinchus milii (elephant shark), 1839 nucleotides. It is a transcript of the gene galnt14, whose product is annotated as UDP-N-acetyl-alpha-D-galactosamine:polypeptide N-acetylgalactosaminyltransferase 14 (GalNAc-T14). The record is from RefSeq and is a predicted model, not a curated record. The transcript is spliced from 15 exons. The coding region runs from base 1 to 1704 and encodes 567 amino acids. Gene Ontology annotation, cellular component: Golgi apparatus. NCBI's taxonomy places the organism in Eukaryota, Metazoa, Chordata, Chondrichthyes, Chimaeriformes, Callorhinchidae.
AUGAGGAAGGUGUCCCGCAGACAGGCUGUGGGGCUGUUGCUGGCUGGGGGUCUGGCUGCUGCUGCUCUCAGACUGUUCCUGCAGCCAGACGCCGUGAGCAGGAUUUGGAGGAGCGAUCAGACGGCUGUGGGGGAGCUGGAAGCCAAGGACUCUCUGGAGGACUUUGAGGAAUCGGUGGACGGGUUUGAUGAGAGGAGUUACCUGGAAGCGAAGCGCUGGAGAGCUGGCGAAGACCCCUACAAGCGGCACGCCUUUAACCAUCGAGAGAGUGGGAGGGUCCCCAGCAACCGGGCUAUCAGAGACACCAGGCAUUACAGAUGCUCAACGCUGCAGUACAGCCCGGAUCUGCCAGCCACCAGCAUCAUUAUCACCUUCCACAAUGAGGCUCGCUCCACAUUGCUCCGCACCCUGCGCAGUGUGCUGAACCGGACACCUGGAUAUCUCAUUCACGAGAUCAUUCUUGUGGAUGACUUCAGUGAUGACCCUGCUGACUGCCAUCUGCUGACUGGCCUUCCGAAGGUGAAGUGUUUGCGGAACGAGCAGAGAGAGGGGCUGAUCCGGUCCCGGGUGCGGGGGGCAGACACAGCCCAGGCCUCUGUUCUCACCUUCCUGGACAGUCACUGCGAAGUCAACAGGGACUGGCUGCCCCCCUUACUGCACAGGAGCAGAGAGGAUCCCACACGUGUGCUCAGCCCUGUCAUCGAUGUUAUCAACAUGGAUACUUUUGCUUAUAUCGCGGCUUCCACUGAUCUCCGAGGAGGGUUUGACUGGAGCCUGCGCUUCAAGUGGGAGCAGCUGAGCACGGAAGUGAAGGCCCAGAGGACGGAUCCCACCCAGCCUAUCAGGACGCCGGUGAUAGCUGGAGGGCUUUUCGUCAUCGACAAGGCCUGGUUCAACCACCUGGGGAAGUAUGACACCAUGAUGGACAUCUGGGGAGGAGAGAACCUCGAAAUCUCUUUCCGGGUGUGGAUGUGUGGGGGGAGCCUGGAGAUCGUUCCCUGCAGCCGAGUGGGACACGUGUUCCGCAAGAAGCAUCCCUAUGUCUUCCCGGACGGCAACGCCAACACCUACAUCAAGAACACCAAACGCACAGCCGAGGUCUGGAUGGAUGAGUAUAAACGUUUUUACUACACAGCCCGACCUGCUGCCAAGGGGAGACCAUAUGGAGAUGUGAGCAGCCGUGUGGAGCUGAGGAAGCAACUGAACUGCAAGUCUUUCCGCUGGUACCUGGACACCAUCUACCCGGAGCUGAAGAUCUUCCUGCCUGUGUUGUGCUCCAGGAUUCCCGAGGAGACAGAUUCCCAGCCGGGAAUGAUCCGGCAGCAUGAAACGUGUGUGGAGUCUAUGAGGACAGAACAGCAGCUCGCUGGCGUCAGCCUGGGGCGAUGUGUGACCACCAAUGGGGUGCCAGCGGCCACACAGCAAUGGACCUUCACCCACAGUCACCAGAUCCGCCAUCGCCAGCUCUGCCUUUCCACCAGCACUGUCUUCCCCGGCUCACAGGUGUUGCUCAUCUCCUGCAGUAAGGCCGACGGAAAACAGAAAUGGCAGAAGGCUGGUUUACGUAUCCAGCACCAGAUGUCUCAUUACUGCCUGGACAGUGAGGUGUUGGGGGGUGAGGAGGAUGGGGAGCGGAUCCUGGUUAUAAACCCCUGUGAAAUGACAGCUCUGAGCCAGCGCUGGGACACUCCACGUGCCGCCUAGGGGACAUGGACAUCAGUGGGGGAGGAGGGAGGUAGAGAGAGCGAGGACGACAACGCACACAGUAAAUCCGCAGGAACCCGAGGAGCUGUGGUGGGAUUUAAUAGCUGAAUUCUAAAGAGAAUGCAAUUCAUCGCA